CAAAUGUCAUAAUACUCUCAAUUUUAAUUUAUGUCAUAAUAAUAAUAUAAUAAUAUUAAUAAUUAUUGUUUUUUCUCAGUAUUCAGAGAAAAUGCCCUUCGGACGGAAAUUUCCUCGUAAAUCACCAGCAGUUAAUAAUAUUGGUCGUCAACGCAAGCAAUAAUGGAUAGAUCAUCGUUCAAGGUUGAAUUAGUGCAGUGUACAGGUUGAAAAUAUGCAACCCCAAAUAAUCAACUACUCCCUUACGGAAAUAAUAAUAUGCUUGAUCGUAGUUGGAUAUGCAGCUGUCGAGUUGGUUCCUUGUGACAGAACCCGCAGAAUUUUUCAAACUUCCUGGGGUGUCAUAAGUGAUGGUCCUGUAGGCUCCAACUACACCCAAGACAGCCACUGUGAAUGGCUGAUCAAGGCUAAUGAUGCCCACAAAUUCAUAACUUUAAGUUUUCGAAGCAUGGGAACUGAAUGCUCUUAUGAUUAUGUAUUUGUAUAUGAUGGAGAUUCUUUCAACUCUCCACUUCUUGGCAGCUUUAGUGGCAAGACUGAGCCUCAGCAAGUUAUUGCAACUUCAGGGCAUAUGUUAGUAUUAUUGUAUAGUGAUACAAACUAUGUGUUAGAUGGUUUCAGAGCAGAGUUCUCUAUAACCAACUGUCCAAAUAACUGUUCUCAUCAUGGUGUGUGUUAUGAUCAUCUGUGUGCCUGUGAAACUGACUGGGGUGGAUAUGACUGUUCAAGAAAAUUAUGCCCUGAUAAUUGUGGAAGGAACUUAGGUCAUGGACACUGUGAUCAAGGACAGUGUAUCUGCCGCUCUGGCUAUUCUGGAGAGUCUUGUAAUCUGUAUGAAUUUGAUUCAGUUGGAAACAAAUGGCACUGGCUCUCUCAUUCUGAAGGGGGUUUACAACCUCGUGCUGCACACUCUGCAGUUUAUAUAGAAAUGACUGAUGCUCUGUAUGUAUUUGGUGGAUAUAAUCUCAAUACCGUCCUUGGAAACCUGGAAAUUUACAAUUUUCAAUCUAGUAAUUGGAGAGAUGAGAAUGGUGAUGUACUCCCAGAUAAAGGUCUGAUGAGUUCUAUAGAACCAAGUUCCAUUGCCAAAUUGAUAGAACAUGCUGGACCUGACUGGGAACAGAAGUGGGGCAUAAACAGCAAGACAUCCUUCCUGAGGAAUCUUCUUUACACUGUGAGUGAAAAUACAACAUUCACCAGGAGAAGACAGCGUCAUUCUAGAGUAACAGAGGACCAUAGGCCAUCACCCAGAUAUGGCCAUUCAGCUUGUGCUGUUUCUAAAGGCUUUGUUUUAUAUGGAGGUAAACUACAUAAUGGGAGUUUGGCCAAUGACUUGUGGUACUAUGAUGUCCAAACAAGGUUUUGGCAGUUGAGGGCAAGACUUUCUGAUGUACAACCUCCAAGGUUGACCAGACACUCUUUAACAUGUGCCAAUAAUGUUAUAUAUUUGUUCGGAGGUAGUACUGAGAAUGGUGAAUUUUCAUCAUCUCUAUAUAGCAUACAGCUUUCUCCAGAUUUUGAUGAAAACUGGCAGGAGAUCAAACCAAGAGGUGGAAAGCAGUUAGAUGUCCGAGUAGUGGCUCAUAGUACAGUUUUUUACCAAUCCACUAAUUCCUUAAUUGUGUAUGGUGGUAUUGUACCUGGAGUAGCAAGAUUUUCCAAGCUAUCUGAUAGGAUGUUUGUCUUUCAACUUGACAAUCGCCAUUGGACUGAAAUUCACUAUACCAGAGAGUAUCUCAGAGAAAAGUUUGUUCCUAGGGAACGUGCCUUCCAUACUGCCAAUAUUUUUGGUAAUUACUUGGUUGUGUUUGGAGGUUAUUCUCAUAGGCAUAAUAAAGAAGAGAUUUGCUAUGAUAAUCAGAUGUAUUUAUACCACUUGGGAUGUCAUACAUGGGUGAAUCCUGAUAUUCUUGGGAAGACUAAUGAUUCUAGAUAUCCUAAACAACAAGGUGUGUUCGCGCACGCGUCCGCUUCCCGCACCGACAACACCCUCCUCCUAGUGGGCGGUUACCAUGGCAACGUCAACGGCGACCUGCUCGCUUACACGCUGCCCCCGAUGGUCGCCGCGCGCAACCGCGAGCCCUACGACCCGGAGGCGGCGUGCGGCCGCCACCGGCACUACGCCGAGUGCUCCGCCGACCCCGAGUGCGGCUGGUGCUCGGCCGACGAGCGCUGCUACGGCAGGACGAUCGGUGCCAACUGUACGACCAAUUUGCAGACGACGCGAUGUCCGGGCGUGUGUCCCGCGCUGGGGGACUGCCAUUCGUGUUUGAUACACGGCGCGGCGGGGCGGGUGCCGAUGGUGUCGGCAGCUCAUAAGUUGGGUUUGGAUGAAUGUACCUGGUGCGUUCAAAAUGCCAAAUGUCACCACAAAGAUGAUAACUAUGGCGUUUGUGGUUUGCAAGAGGACAGUCCGAGUCAAAUUCCUGGAUGGUGGGGUCCUAAAGGAAUUGAAAUCUUGAAACCCAAUGAGUGUCGAAAGCUUGAUAGACGACCUGGACUGACAUUUGUUAAAUACCAUUAUCCUGUCAACUAUUCACAACCUGACACUGUUGCCAUCAUUAAUGCUACUACCGUGGAUUAUAUCAGUCCAACAAGUUCUUUAACUCGAGUCGAUUUCAACGGAGGAGAGAUGGUCGCUAGACUUUUGGGGUUUCUUAGGCUUCCGUCCAGCUGGCAGGAAAUGUUGAACGUAUGUGUCAGUUUCUGUUCGGCUACUUUAACAGUUUCUGAUUAUUCAUUAGCUAAUGUAACUUCGGAGGCGAAGGAAUGCAACGCCGUGAAAUGGCCGGACAAUCUAACUUUGGAUAGAAUAUCGGUCGAUUUCAAGUCUAAUAAGAUGGUUAAUAUGGGCUAUACAUAUAUGCAACAGAGCAAGAUGGAAUUGCAACAUUACAAAGAAUUGGAUGAUGCACCUAAGGUUUUCACGUUUGAGUAUCUAGAGCCAUACGCGAACGGCACCUGCGAACAAUACAAAAACUGCCUGCACUGUCUGACAGACUCACAAUGCGGUUGGUGUGAGCUGACCAACUCCUGUCAAUCGCGUUCCGAGGAUGAAGACGUCAGCUGCUCCCUCGACGACGAUUGGCAAUACCUGACCCUCUUGCCCAGCAGUUGUUCCAACUGCUCGAACUACAUCACGUGCGAGUCCUGCAUCGAUUCUAACCUAUGCGAGUGGUGGGUGGACGAAGCAAGAUGUCAGAGGAUAGGCCAGCGACCAGACGCCGCUGUUAGCUCGGACCAGUGCCCCACCCCGUGCUACAAACGCACCGACUGCGGCUCGUGCCUCGAGCAAAAAGGCAGAUGCGUGUGGUGCGAGGCGACGCAGCAGUGCUUCAGCUUCUCGGUUUACACCAGCGAGUACCAGUUCGGGCUGUGCAGGGAGUGGCUUGACCAGGUGUUUCCGCUGGUGUCGAGGCAGGAAAGCGGAUUGGUGUCGAUAGCUAGUAAGCCGCAGGAGCAGUGCAAGACUUGUUCGAUGCAUUCGAAUUGCUCGACUUGUCUGGGUGCGCUCAGUUGCGGGUGGUGUUAUAAUGGGUCCAAUCCUAUGACAGGCGUUUGUGUCCAAGGGGACUUCAACAAACCCCACCUGACCUGUUCCGUCGCUCUCGGCUCGCCCGACGCCAAAUGGGCCUACUCCCAAUGCCCUGACGUCGACGAGUGCGGCCUCGGCCUGCACGACUGCCACGACCAGGCCAUCUGCACCAACACCGACGGCUCCUUCAGCUGCCACUGCAAGAAAGGAUACAUCGGCGACGGCAGGAAGAACUGCCAUCGCACCUGCUUCAACGUCUGCAUCCAUGGCGCCUGUCAAGGGGAGCCGGACUAUUCGUGCAAGUGCGACACAGGGUGGUAUGGCGACGACUGCUCGAAGAAUUGCGGCUGUAAUAACCAUUCGGCUUGUCCUCGGGGAGAAGGGGUGUGUGAGGAGUGUAUGGAUAAUACUUGGGGGGAGUUUUGCCAGUUUUGCAAGUCUGGAAGUUACGGGAAUGCUACUACUGAGAAAGGUUGCCAGGCAUGUGAUUGCAAUCACCAUGGAAACGUAGACAAGGGUGAAUGUGACAUUGAGACUGGUGUAUGCUAUUGUGAAGAUAAUACGGAAGGGGACCAUUGUGAACGUUGUAAAUCAACGUAUUUUGGAGAUCCGCAGAACGGGAACCAGUGUUAUUAUCAGUGUGAAGCAAGAGGGUUAUUGAAGAAUUCUCAUGGACAAGGAAUUAGUUCCAAGCAAUCUUACAUACCACCUUGGGGAGGGUCUCCAACUAGGGAAUGUUUGUGGAUCAUCAAACCAGAUGUGGAUUAUGGAUCAGCAAUUAUUCAGCUUCAGAUAAAUUCUUCUCAACUCAAUAUAAGCUGUGGAGAGAAUGCUGUAUACGUUUAUGAAUUGAUUGAUAUGGGAAGUCAGAGUGCAUUAUCUGCUGCUCUUUGUACAGAAGAAGCUUUACCUGUUAGUAUCAUCGAAUCUAGAACAGGUCAACUAACCGUUCAUUAUAAACAAGGACUACUGGGAGAAAAUUUUAGCGCCGUCUACAAAGUGAUUAGCUGUGACGACUGUCGUCCACCUCGCGAAUGCCGCAAUGGCCAGUGUGUUUGCAAGGACGGUUUGGUGGGAUUCAAUUGUGAUGAAGUGAUUUGUCCGGAGAACUGUAGUCACGAUAACGGGCAGGGUUCUUGUGAUAAAUCGUAUGGUAGAUGCCUUUGUGCCGAAGGUUGGGCAGGCCCAUCAUGUAAUACAAGAGAAACCAAUUCUCAACUAAUAUUCACCGAAUUGUUCAACACUGUGAGGCUAGCAGAUAGUUUAGAACACUUCCGAAAAACUCUGCCUCGUUUUGGUCACUCACUUGUCUCUGAUCGCAGAGGCUCCCUCUGGAUGUUUGGUGGCUACUCUCUAUCACACGGACCUCUAAACGACAUCCGACUCUUCGACACUAAAAAUUUAACAUGGAUGCAAGUGACUGUAGAAUCUACGCCGGACGCGAAGAUGCCUACAGGGAGAUAUUUCCAUGGGUCUGACAUAGUCCAUACCCAAACAAUUUAUGUAUACGGAGGUCUGACUAAAAAAUUGAAAAGUUUCACUAAUAGGACCUUGGAUGACUUUUGGCAUUUUGACAUUCAAAAUCAAAGAUGGAACGAGAUAGAAAAGAGGGAUAUGUGGCCUCCUGCCGUAUCAGGGCAUACUCUAACUUAUCACAAAAGUCAAGAUAGUUUGGUUCUUAUUGGUGGUGUUUCGCCACAAAGUGGUUUUCUGAACAUGGUCUGGGAGUAUAAGUUAGAGAAAGAGCAGUGGCAUAUUUUGAAUACCAGGGGAUCUGGACCAUCUGGUAUUUAUGGACAUACGACUGUUUACCAUGCGCAGAGUAACAAUAUUUAUGUGUUCGGUGGAAUUGUUUACCAUAAACAGCAAGCUACUGUUUCUGGAGACCUGUACAUGUUGAAUUUCGAAAAUAAGACCUGGAUUCAAUUGAAUAAUCUUGGACCUGCUGCUCAUUGGCCCCGUCCAAGAUAUUUUCAUUCAGCUGUUACUACAGAAGACUACAUGAUGGUUAUGGGAGGAAGAAUAUAUCCUUGGAAUAUAAGUGAUACCUUGUAUACAUUUUCCUACAACUGCAAUCAAUGGCUAAACUUGAUGUCAGACGAUGUUGAAAAAAUAGGACCGUUCCCAACUCAAACUUACGCUCAAGCUAUGACAAUUGAGCCAGAUGGAGAUGCCAUCUAUGCCAUUGGUGGUUGGGGAAUUGAUACUCAGAGUACCGUUUUGAGGCUCGAACUGCCGAUGGACCUAUGUAACCUCUUGCCAAAAAGAAGUAGUUGCCUGUAUAUGUCGGGCUGUGGAUAUUGUGCCAAUCGAAGAAAUGAUGAUAUCAUUCUGGAGACGUGUCAUAGUAAUAAUAAGGAUUGUCCUUUAGAAACAAUCUCGAAUGCAUCUCUCAUAACGAACAUUGGCCAAAAAUGUGAUAUGUAUAGUUUUUAUCAGAGUUCUAACUGCUCAGCCGUCCAAGAAUGCACUGCUUGUCUACAAAGCGGUUGUUACUGGUGCCAAGGAAUAUGUACAACCAAUAACAGCACCUGUGAGAGUUCUUCAGGGAAAUGCCCCUAUAAUAAGUGUGUCGCCACUGAUUGUGUGCAGUGCCAUCAGAUUUCGGGUUGUGAUUGGAACUAUGCCACCAAAGAAUGCAUACCAGUAACCCAAGCGCAAGAACCCAACUCGGUCGCCGUCUGCCCCCAGCCGUGCAUCGACUACUCGAGCUGCGGCUCCUGCCUCGAGGCCGCCGCCGACUGCCGCUGGUCCACGCAGCUCGACGAGUGCCUCUCGUCCGCCUACCGCGACCUCUACUGCGCCGGCGGCGUGUGCGGCCUGGUGUUGCGCGCAGACGACCGGCGGCACUGUCCCGAGCCGUGCGGCUCGUUCGCGCAGUGUUCGAGCUGCCUGAGCCGCGCGCACUGCGGCUGGUGCGCCGCGCCCGGGUGGGAGGGGGAGGGGGUGUGUGCGGAGGGGUCGAGCGAGCGGCCGGCGGCAGGGACGUGCCGGGAGGUGUAUUUCGAGAGUAGUGGGAAGCUGCUGGAGGAGGAUGACGCUUUACUAGAAUUCAAUAUAACUAAUCAAUGGCAAUGGCAUUAUGUGAAAUGUCCUCCCGAAAACGAAUGCACAAAUGGACAUCACAGCUGUGUGGCAGAAUCUGAAAUAUGUGUUGAUUUGGAUGAAGGUUUUGAAUGCAGAUGUGGCUCAGGCUAUAAAGCUGGUUCCAGUGGAUGUGAACCUGUUUGUCCAUUAGGCUGUGUCCGUGGUCAGUGUGUCCAACCUAAUAAAUGUCAAUGCGACUUUGGCUAUGUCGGUGCUAACUGCAGUAUACAAUGUCAAUGCAACGGCCAUGCUAACUGUGAAGGUCCAGACAAAUUGGACAAGUGCUUGUUAUGCCACAAUAACACGAUGGGACCGCAGUGCGAGAAGUGCAAGCCUCUUUUCGUUGGAGACCCAGCUGAUGGUGGUAAUUGCGUGCCUUGUUUGGAAUAUUGUCAUGGGCACAGUUCGAUCUGUGUCGAUAACAGUACAGAUCUCGAUCCAGAUGAUUAUAUUGAUUAUGAUUACAUCAAUGAGAACUUGAGGGAAGGGCCGAAGAAUAAUGCCCGAUGUUUGAGGUGUGGAAAUUUAACCUCAGGGGCACGAUGUGACGAAUGCAUCAUUGGAAACUUCCGAGGUACGGAAGACCACAGGGAUCCUUGCCGUGCUUGCGAUUGUCACGGCCACGGCGACACUUGCGACCCCAUCCACGGCGAUAAAUGCAAUUGCCAAAACAACACCGAGAGCGACGUCUGCCGAGGGGUGGCGGAAAAAAAUUCCGCCCAUCCUUGCUGGAUGGUGCAAUGUUCGAAGUGUAAAGAUGGAUAUCUCGGAACGCCGACGUCUGGCCAUCAAUGUUAUAAACAGAUGCACGUGGACAACAAGAUGUGUUUUGAUGCCAAACCUCUGGAUGAAUGCAAGAUGAAACCCAAACCUCUACAUCCCGGUGAAGUAGUAUUUUUCGUUAUUCAACCCCGAUUCAUGAAUGUCGAUAUAAGAAUAAUAAUAGAUGUCACUCAAGGUAAAAUGAAUGUGUUCAUGAGCACCCAUGAUGACACAUACGUUGCGUAUUCGAAUUCCACAACGGGUGUCAUCGAUAUUGAUGUCGAUGGACAGUACGGACAUUGGGAAAAUGGCACACUCAAAUCCAAAGACAUGUAUUUGGCAAAGGAGGCUGUAGGACUAAGGACAUACAUCACAAUUACGCAGCCGAAAACAAUUCUUCUUGUUAAACACUUGCAGGAUAGACUAGUCAUCACAUUACCAGAGGAGUACCACAGCCUGGAGACCACUCGCUUCUUCCUCGUACUGCAAGCCCUCGAGCCAACCGAUACCGACAAGAAGGUCUCCUAUGGCGUCGUCUUCUCGCGCCAGGACCAGCUCCAUAUCGACCUGUUCGUCUUCUUCUCGGUCUUCUUCUCGUGCUUCUUUCUCUUCCUAGCGGCGUGCGUAGUCGCGUGGAAAGCGAAGCAGGCGGCGGACGUGAGACGCGCCAGGCGCCGUCACGUGGUCGAGAUGCUGCACAUGGCGAAGCGGCCGUUCGCCGCCGUCGCUGUUAGCCUGACGGCGGGCGGCAGGCCGAAGUCGAAGAAGGCGGCGCGGUGCGAUCUGAGGCCGGUGGCAAUCGAACCGACAGGCGAUGGAGUAGCAGCCGUCGCAACUGUAUUUGUCAGUUUACCUGGUGGACAAAGCACAUCAGUCAAACUGGCAUUAGCAUCAUCACUGAUAUUACUUACAAGGCAGUUCCCUACUGGUGGAAGGAUUUUUUUGAGGAGGCGAUCUAUACACGCAGCACCACCGACAUAAUUUUUAUGUUUUUUAUUUUAUAUUUUAAGUCUGUUAUUAUUUAUGAAUAAAAAUCAAAACAGAAAACGACAA
Phaedon cochleariae (mustard beetle) is the source of this 8437-nucleotide messenger RNA. NCBI's taxonomy places the organism in Eukaryota, Metazoa, Arthropoda, Insecta, Coleoptera, Chrysomelidae. The record is from the annotation of a GenBank genome assembly.